This is a messenger RNA of Lactuca virosa, 570 nucleotides long. Lineage: Eukaryota; Viridiplantae; Streptophyta; Magnoliopsida; Asterales; Asteraceae. The record is from the annotation of a GenBank genome assembly.
AUGAAAGCAGAGAUUGCUACCUUCGGCGUGGAUAUUGGACUAGAACCUUGGGUAACUGCUGAUUUGCAAGCGAGUACCGAUGUUGUGCACCGUGACUUAGACUGGUUGGUGCGGGUGGGCGUUGUGCGAAUUGUUGACAAGUUGAUUGAACAUCCGAGUUUCACGAAAGCUGUAAGCCUUAUUCGACACUUUGCCUUUGUUGAUGGGGCGGAGUCUGUUCGCAAUUCUUUGGUGGGUGUUGGUGUUAGAGAUGCGGCUGCUGGUGCCUCCUCCGCCGGGCCUACUGUGAGAGAUUUAGACAUCCAAGGAAUUCGUGACUUGUGCAUCUUUUCCGGUUCUGAGGGUACUCCUGAAGCUGUGGCAGGUAACGAAGGAGAGAUUGUGCAGCUAGGUGAACAUACUGUUGGAUCAGACAAGUGUGGGGCUAAGGGUGCUGGUGAUGGCAUUGGUGACGUUGGUGCAGGUGAUGAGAAUAUGGAGAAUGAUGUGAUUAUUUUUGUUGGCGAUGGUGAUGGUAAUGAAGAAGAUGCAAAUGUUCUUGCAUCGUGUGCUACCCCUCCUGGGGCGUGA